This is a messenger RNA of Caenorhabditis remanei, 816 nucleotides long. RefSeq lists its product as uncharacterized. The record is from RefSeq and is a predicted model, not a curated record. The coding region runs from base 1 to 816 and encodes 271 amino acids. NCBI's taxonomy places the organism in Eukaryota, Metazoa, Nematoda, Chromadorea, Rhabditida, Rhabditidae. The transcript has 6 exons.
AUGUAUGUUCACGAGACAUGGCCAAAGUACAAAGAGUAUCUGGAGAUUGUGUUCGGUGUGCCUUAUGAGAAGUUCAGCAGGCAGGGACUAGAUUUUGAUAUGGAUAAUGACACGGACUUGUUCCAGUCUCGAGAUAUCGUAAUCACAAGAGCAUGUACAAUUGGCUACGAACCAUGUGUGAAAAUGGCGAGAGAAAAGUUUGAUGAAGUGAAAAAGAAUUGCUCGGGAGAGCACCAGUUUUUGAAUGGAAUGGGAUGUAAUAAAUUGCCCUACUACCUGCGUCCAAUUGUGUACGCCUCCGCAUUAAGACAUGGGGAUGAGGAGGACUUUGAUUUUUUGUUCAAAAAAUGGAAUAUGGAACAUUAUUUAUUGGAGAGAGACAGUAUAUUCACGGGACUUUGCAACACGAACUCGAGGACGAGGAGUGAUUUAGCCUGGAAAACGCUACUCAACAAUAGAGCCCGUGAAAACAUACUGGCCAGAGCUGGAACGUGCUCCAAACGGCUGAUAAAUGAUACGUUACUCCUUGACAUGUUUUAUGAGCAGCCCGAGUAUUUGAAGGAGUUAACGGAGACAGCUGAGGGACCAGUCUAUCAUAUUUUGACGUUGGUGUCUCGAAAUUUGAAUACGAGGAAGGAUAUUGAACGGUUCGACGAAAUCCUAAAACCCCACCCACAAUUCGCCAAGUACAUGGCUGGCGCCCGACAUCACGCCAUCGAUCGAAUCGGUUGGCGUCAUCGAGUGGCUCCAUAUUUCGGUGGAAAUGCUUCUGAAGCCGUUGUAGAGAUGAGGAGGCUUUCCUUAUCUGCUCUCUAA